AUGGAAGAUAUGUUAACAGCGAGUGAUAGGUCUUUACCUCGGGGUCCGAGUCCUACAAAACAGUUUGCGGCACUUCAGAUCAGCCCUAAACCGUCCAAAAGGGCAACUUCGUUAAAAAAGCCAAGGAAGAAGCUUCUGGAGAAUGUGGAACUCAGUGAAAUUCGACCCCGUACCAGCAGUUUGCCUUCAAGAAAUUGCUUCCAGAAAUCCAGACCGCAGUACCUUUCUCCAUUUAUAGACAAUAUCUCGGAAUCGGAAUGCUAUACCAUGAGGACAUUUGUAACAACCAGAAAGGGUCUGGUGAACCGAGGUGACUCAGUGAGAUCCCGUAGUACCAAUAGUAUUGCCUCCUCUGGUAGUGGUAGCAUGACCGAACUGACUCCCCUGUCUGGUACCUCUAGUUCCCUGUCAGCAAGUGCCAACUCUCUCGUACCAGCCUAUGUUUUAAGAGUUUUGGUAAUCGGGGCUCCAGGUGUGGGUAAAACAUCGUUAAAGAGACAGUUUAUGACAUCGGAGUAUAUCGGAGUUUCUGACAGUAUCGGUGAGUACCUUUUCGCUUCAUUAAAAGCUUUUUGA
This is a messenger RNA of Lottia gigantea (owl limpet), 576 nucleotides long. RefSeq lists its product as hypothetical. Lineage: Eukaryota; Metazoa; Mollusca; Gastropoda; Lottiidae. Gene Ontology annotation, molecular function: GTP binding; calcium channel regulator activity. Bases 1 to 576 code for a protein of 191 amino acids. Gene Ontology annotation, cellular component: plasma membrane. The transcript has a single exon. The record is from RefSeq and is a predicted model, not a curated record.